Entrophospora sp. SA101 is the source of this 366-nucleotide messenger RNA. The record is from the annotation of a GenBank genome assembly. Lineage: Eukaryota; Fungi; Glomeromycota; Glomeromycetes; Entrophosporales; Entrophosporaceae.
AUGGGUGAGUGUUUGACUUAUCAUCAAGAAAAGACCAAUUUGAAUGGAAUGGAUGGAUAUAUCAAGGAAACUGUUUGUGACCUCAAGCGUUUGCACAGGGCAUAUGAUGAUGUUUCAGGGAUCAAUGAAGCAUCAUAUUCUGUUUUCAUAAGAGCGGUUCUUGUUGGAGUUCUACAGACAUAUAAUCCACAACAAUUAAUUAGCAUAACUGAAGCAAAAAAAGAAAGUAUUACUCAAGGAUUUGCACAGAAUCUAGUACAAUUACAUAGUUCAUAUAUGACCAAUCAAAGAAAAACUGACAAUGAAGAAACUUCUAAAUUACAAGUUCUAUUUGGUAUUGUCUCAACAGGCACUUUCACCACAUGA